Molecule: messenger RNA, 1139 nt
Organism: Lolium perenne
Lineage: Eukaryota; Viridiplantae; Streptophyta; Magnoliopsida; Poales; Poaceae
Source: RefSeq, a predicted model, not a curated record
CGCCGCCCUUUAUAUUCCCUCGGUCUGACCGCCGCCUGUUACCACUACUUCACCGUGCGCGCGCCGCGAUCGAGGAUUUGCUCAGGAGAGGAAUCUUUACGACAAUGGCCACCGAGGUGCUCGUCGGAGCCGAGCGCCGCGUCCUCAUCAGCGGCUACGGCGCCCUCCCCGCGCCGCCGCCUCCCGAUAGCCUGCUCGGCCGCCUCGACCAGAUCGACCUACGGCUGAGGCAGCUGGAGGAUCAGCGGUGGCCGUCGUCCGCCGCCGAGGACGUCGACGGUGGGGUCUGCUUCACCGCCACCGCCGACUCCGACUCCCGCAGCGGCGCGACGGCGCGGCACCAGCACAGCAAGUCCAUGCCCUCGGCGCUCCAGCCGCAGGAGAAGCAGGCGCACGUCCUGAGGGGCACGCUCAUGGACCGCCUCAACCUGCUCGAGUCGCGCAUCAGGCAGCUCAGCUGCGAGCUGGACCUGGACGGUGGGAGCGGCAAGCCCGCGUCCCUCGCGCCGCCCGUGGAGGACCGCGCGUGGUCCGAGCCGCCUCUGCCGGAGCCGCGCGGCGACGUCACGGCGUCCAUUCGCGCGCACGCCGCGGCGGGAGGCGCCGGGGCUAACUGGAGCGCCGUGCAGAUCCUGCAGAGGGGCGCUCGCCAGCUCCACCGCAACAAACCCAACCACCCUGCCAAGGUGAAGAAGCUCAAGGAGACCAAGUGCGCGUGCGAGGAGGAGAAGAGGAAGGCGGAGCGAAGCAACAAGGCAUCCGCUGGCCGAAGGUGGUUCCCCAUCGGGUGCUAAUUCGAACAAACUGUUAUUCAGGAGCUAGGCUAGCUCUGCAUGGUGGACGGAUGAACUGGUCUUUGUUGGAUCGGCUCUUAAUUAUUGAUUAGAAUCUAUAUGUGUUUCCGUAUGUGUUGCUAUAAUAUGUGUUCUCUUCUGUAUUUGUUUGUUCUUUUUUGUUCUGAAUAUAUAUGUACUAGUCCCGUAUGCCUAUUGAUUUGUAAGUGUGUGUUAGCACUUAGCACUAGUUUAUUCAAAGGUGUAUUAUCACUGUGUAGCUCCUUUUGUGUUUGCCAUAUGAUAAACUUAGAUAAAGUGUUCUGUUACCCUGAUAAAUAAUCAGGCAUAUUUAUCUUUUUUUUU